AUGAAUACAGACCUAUCGCAACCAAUGCAGAUGAGCACUCCAUCGCAACCGCGGCCGCUGGGAUCGGACCAGUCACCCCAUGCGCUUGCCGACAACGUCGACGACGAUGACUCGAUUUUCGAAGAUCCAGAUGGCGCCCUCGCAGCACUUCAACCAGCAAUGAGCUAUGCCGCGAGCUCCCUUGCCUCGUCACAGACGCCUACGACGGAAAGGACCGCAGCAUUGGAAACUGGCGGCUUGCUCGAUGCCAUUGCGGAAGUCGAUGGGGAUGGGGAUGGGGAUGGAGGAGGUAUUCUCGAACAUGGGCCGUCGAUUUCAUUUGCUGCCGGGACCAUGGAAACCAAGUUGUCUGGACGUCCUGACCCGGGACAGCCUCUUGGCAGCCACGACCCCAACCGAAUAGGAAAACCCUCCUUGGGUUCACCUCGGAAGCCCGGGUCGAAUGAAGCCACGAAUGAAGAGGAUUCGCGCUCCGCUCCAUCUCGCAGCGACUUGGAGGAGUCCGCCUUGGGGCCAACAAGGCAGAGUCGCUCGCGGUCCGCCGGUCAGGAAGUCUUCAAGAAAUUGUCCAAGGCUUUCCCAUCCAUCAAUCUACCGACACAGUUUCGGCCGACGUCAUUCCUAGCCAGCUUCAACGGAGACCACAAGCACGGUGAAAAUGGCAGCUUUAGAUCGGCACCUGCUGGCGCCCCCUUUUCAGCUUCAACGAUACGACACGGCAUAGACUCUCGAACGUUCCCGUUGAGGCGAACGCGCACGCCUCCCCCUACGCAGGCCCGGCCUCCCGUCCUUCGUAGGGUCACAUCGGACGAAAGCAUCCUCUAUCACAGCCUCUCUCGUGCUUCCUCCCUCGGCGACGAUGAUCGCUUCCACGACGUUCGGGCAAUGGUCAACAUUCGAUUCAUGGCAUUCAAGGAUAGCCUACCCGACGUACCCAACUUCAAACUACCGGGCCUCCCCAGGCUGCAAGUCGCCUCCCGGAUGCCAUCCAUCUCCCUCAACGGCCUCUUCUCCAACUCGACCGACGAUGCCGUCACCUCGCGGCAUGCCAUGGCCGAUAGGGGCAUGCCCGGCACCGUUACCAGCCCUACGAUGCCCAAAAAUGCCACCUCGACGGCGCUGGACCGCGUUCUGGAGGAAUUGACCGGAGACAUCGUUGUUCUCGGCGGUUACCGGGGAUCGAUUCUGCGCUCGGCGGAGCCGCCGUACCAGCAGCUGUGGGCGCCAGUCAAGCUAGGCUUCAACAUGCGCAAGGCGAACCUCGAGGUUGGCUUGGAAGACGAGGACGAGGAGUCGAUGGAGGAGAGGAUCAUGCCAUCCGGCAUGCUGCAGCACAUCGGACCCAUCGACAUCUCCCGCAAGCUCUUCAAGCGCCUGCGGUCGUGCGAGAAUGCGCGAAACGGCAAGCUGCGCGUCUGGGACUUUGGUUACGACUGGCGCCUGAGCCCAGCCGCGUCGUCGCACCGACUCCAACAGUUUCUCGCCACCCUGCCGUCGAACCAAGCCGGGGCAGAGCCGCGGUCCCGCGGCGCCAUUGUCAUCGCUCAUAGCCUGGGCGGUCUCAUCACGCGCCAUGCGGUGAACCGUCAGCCGCUUCUGUUUGCCGGCGUCUUGUACGCCGGCGUUCCGCAACGCUGCGUCAACAUUCUCGGGCCCCUGCGAAACGGGGAUGCUGUCCUCUUCAACGAGAAGCUUCUCACUGCCCACGUGAACUUUUCCAUCCGCACGUCCUUUGCCUUGCUGCCCGACGACGGCUUCUGCUUCGUCGACAGGGACACCGGGGAGCAGUAUCCCGUCGACUUCUACAAGGCUGAGGAUUGGGUCAAGUGGCGACUGAGCCCCUGCGUGGCGCCAGUCCUGCCGCCGCACAAUCGAGACAGGCAGCCGAUGUCGUCGCCACUCUCCUCGCUAUUCCCCAAUUCUCUCCUCAAGGGGAAUCGAUCGGAGCGAAACGGUAGCACGGGUGAAUCAGGUUCCAACCAGGAGAGGGAUCCCAACCUGAGCAUCGCCGGGGACGUGCGCAACGUUGCCACGGAACCUCGCUUGAACAGCGCAGACGCACAAUCAGGCGCCAGUCCGCAUCCGCAGCCCCCUCAUCUUCCGUUGACCGAAAUGACUCCGGACCGUGACCGGGACCGUGACCGUGACCGUCACAUGGCCUACCUCCGCCGCACCCUGGCUGCGACGAAAAAGUUCCGGUCCGAACUGGGCCACUCGUCGGCUAUCGAGUCUUCCAACACGUAUCCUCCGCAUGCGGUCUUGUAUGGAAAGUCAAUCCCGACCGUGUACGCGGCGCAGGUGCGUGGAUGGGAUGGGAUCCCGUGCGCCGACGCGUACGACGAUCUCCUCUUCCGAGCCGGCGAUGGUGUGGUUCUCGCCAAAGAAGCGAUGCUUCCGCCGGGGUAUUCCCUCGUCCGAGCAGGGCGGGUGAGCACGGAGCGUGGGCAUCUCACCAUGCUCGGAGACCUGCCGGCUGUGGGCCAGGCGCUGGAAUCGCUGGUGAGAGGACGCAAGAAGGGCAUAGGGUUGGGAACGGGGGCAACCGGUGGCCGUGUUGGCGAUCGGACGUGA
This is a messenger RNA of Drechmeria coniospora, 2571 nucleotides long. RefSeq names its product phosphatidylcholine-sterol O-acyltransferase-like protein. Bases 1 to 2571 code for a protein of 856 amino acids. Lineage: Eukaryota; Fungi; Ascomycota; Sordariomycetes; Hypocreales; Ophiocordycipitaceae. The record is from RefSeq and is a predicted model, not a curated record. Gene Ontology annotation, molecular function: triacylglycerol lipase activity. The transcript has a single exon.